AGUGCCGCCUGUGGCCCGCUGUGGGGAUCGGCUCGAGCCGCCGCCUCCAGUCACCAUGAACUUCUUCCGAGGAGUGAUGGGCGGUCCGACCGCUGGGCCGCAGCCCACCGGCGCCGAGACCAUUCAAAAGCUGUGUGACCGAGUUGCCUCUUCCACUUUGCUCGAUGACCGUAGAGAUGCUGUGCGUGCACUCAAAGCACUAUCUAAGAAAUAUCGCCUUGAAGUGGGCAGUCAGGCUAUGGAACACCUCAUUGGUGUAUUACAGACAGAUCGUGCAGACACUGAAAUUAUUGGUUAUGCAUUGGACACACUUUACAAUGUGAUAUCUAAUGAUGUGGAAGAAGAAGAACCAGAUGGAUCUGAAGAUGAAAAUACUCAAAAGCAAAGUUCUGAAGAUUUGGCUGGCCAGUUCACAGAGAUUUUUAUUAAGCAUCAUGAAAAUCUAACCCUACUACUAUCCCUCUUGGAGGAAUUUGAUUUUCACGUGCGUUGGCCUGGAGUGAAGCUCCUAACUGCUCUUCUAAAGAACCAAGGGCCGCAGGUUCAGCAGAUCAUCCUUGUCAGCCCAAUGGGUGUGUCCAGGAUGAUGGAUUUACUUGCAGACUCCAGAGAAGUGAUUCGGAACGAUGGGCUACUGCUGUUGCAACAAUUAUCAAGAGGCAAUGCAGCCAUUCAGAAGAUUGUAGCUUUUGAAAAUGCAUUUGAACGACUGCUGGAUAUUGUCACAGAGGAAGGCAACAGUGAUGGAGGCAUUGUGGUUGAAGAUUGUCUCCUUCUUCUGCUUAACUUACUGAAGAACAAUAGUUCAAAUCAAAAUUUCUUCAAGGAGGGUUCGUACAUUCAACGCAUGAAACCUUGGUUUGAAGUUGCCGAAGACAAUUCAGGGUGGUCUGCACAGAAGGUCACUAACCUUCAUCUGAUGCUCCAGUUGGUGAGAGUGCUGGUAUCUCCUGUGAACCCCCCUGGGGCCACUAGCAGCUGUCAGAAAUCAGCAUUCCAGUGUGGCCUGUUGCAGCAGCUGUGCACCAUCCUGAUGGCAACCGGGGUUCCUGCAGACAUUCUCACCGAGACGAUUAACACCGUAUCUGAAGUGAUCAGAGGCUCCCAAAUAAACCAGGAUUAUUUUGCUUCUGUGAAUGCACCUUCUAAUCCACCGAGACCUGCAAUCGUCGUGCUUCUAAUGUCCAUGGUGAAUGAAAGACAACCGUUUGUGCUGCGUUGUGCUGUGCUGUACUGCUUUGAGUGCUUUUUGUACAAGAAUCAGAAAGGACAAGGAGAAAUUGUUGCCACGCUUCUUCCAGCAACUAUAGAUGCCAACUCCAUUUCAGCAGGCCAGCUGCUCUGUGGUGGUCUCUUCUCCACUGACUCUCUGUCUAACUGGUGUGCUGCUGUAGCUCUAGCACAUGCUCUGCAGGACAACUCCAUCCAGAAGGAACAGCUGCUGAGGGUACAACUGGCAACAAGCCUUGGAAACCCACCAGUCUCCCUACUGCAACAAUGCACCAACAUCCUCUCCCAGGGAGAUAAGAUCGACAGACGGGGAAGCAAGGUGCAGACAAGAGUUGGCCUGCUGAUGUUGCUGUCUACAUGGAUGACUAGUUGUCCUAUAGCUGUCUCUAACUUUCUGCAUAACCAGACCAAUGUCCCUUUUUUAACUGGACAGAUCUCUGAGAAUCUUGGAGAAGAGGAGCAACUAGUACAAGGUCUCUGUGCGCUAUUAUUGGGUAUCUGCAUUUAUUACAAUGAAAACACGCUGGAGAACUACACCAAGGAAAAACUAAAACAACUCAUAGAGAAGAGGAUUGGAAAGGAAAAUUUCAUUGAGAAACUGGGUUACAUCAGUAAGCAUGAGUUGUAUUCUCGAGCUGGUCAGAAGCCGCAGCCCAGCUACUCCACUCCAGAGCAAAUGUUGUUUGACCAUGAGUUCACCAAAUUAGUUAAAGAAUUGGAAGUUCUUAUAAUAAAGGCUGUCCAAAAAUCCAGUGAAGAUGAGAAAAAAGAAGAGGAGGUGAAGAAGUCAUUGGAACAGCAUGACAGUAUAGUUAACCAAUACAAGGAACUCAUCCGGGAACAGGAUAUGCAACUGAAUGAUUUGAAGAAACAAGUAUCUGCCCUGAGCAGCGAGAAUGAAUUGAGCCAAGCAACCAUAACACAGCAAACUUCACAGGUUCAGCAAUUAAGGGACCAGUACAACCUCCUCAAAAUACAGCAAGGUAAGGACAGCCAACAACAUAAUAUUCACAACAGUGAGGCAGCACAAAUCAAUGGGAUCCAGCCGAAAGCUGACUUGGAAGAAAUGGGAAGGUUGCGAGAAGAGGUUGAACAACUGAAACAGCGGCAUGACUUACUACAGGGGCAGCUGGCGGAAAAGGAAUCUUUAAUUGAAAAACUGAAGACAAAUCAGACAAUGAGCAGCAGGGAUGGAGAAGGUGGUACCGAUCACAGUGGAUCCCAGGAUGAAGAGAGAUCAGAACUGCACAAGCUACUAGACAAAUUAAGAACCCAAGUACAGACACAGGCUGCAGAGAUUAGCCAGCUUCAGGCUGAGAAGCAGGCGUUAUCACAGAAACUAAAGAACUUGCCGGAGGCUGCACAAGGAGACGGUGAUAGCAACAUCGCACAGCUGGAAAGCAGACUAUCAGCAUUGAUGGAUGAAAAUCGAAAGUUAAAGGACCAAACGAAGGCCAUGACUGAAGAGAAGAGUGCCCUGGAUCAACAGCUUGCGUCAACAAACAGUACAGUUGCCAUCCUUCAAACUGAAAACAGCAAGCUGCAGCAAGAUGUCAUAGACUCAAAGAAAGAGCAGGAUGAUCUGCUUGUGCUUCUGGCUGACCAAGACCAGAAAAUCUUUGGACUGAAAAACAAACUCAAAGAACUUGGAGAACAGGUUGAAGACGAAGAUGACUUGGAUUCCGUUGACCAAGAUGACGAUGAAGAAGAUGAUGAUGAGGAUGACCUCAACUAAUUGUAAUGCAGUUGCGCCACAAGCAGAAUAGAUAAAUAGUGAUCGUGUUGUGGAAAAAGGAUCAAUGCUACUUUUAUUGCAAAAUGCAUAAUCUACAAGCACAUUACGAUAACUGGGAAUGUUUAUUUUGAAAGGAGAAUUUGAAAUAUUUGUUAUGUUUUACCCAUUUCAUUUUUCUUACCAGGAAUACUUACUUUUUAAUGGAUUCAAUUUUUAACAAGCCAAAGUUAGUUUAUUCAGUUCAAUAGGUAAACAAAAAGUUGGAAUCAUUCCCCUUGGUACAUUGAGCAGACAGGAGAUGUCUGAAUUGAAAAGCAGUUCUCAGUUGUGCUGAUGUAAUUUAAGUUCUAAGAAGUAUCCAAUCAUAAUGUUUUUUGUUGCUUUAAUGGAAGAUUGGAUGCAUUUUGUAGGAGGUUAUUAUGACUGUUUCUGUCAAGCCUCCCUAUGGUAAACUGUUUUACAUAAGUUUCUUGCUGGAGAAUGACUUGUGAACUCUUGGAAGGUGGAUAGAUUUCAGACCCAGAAUAAAUGUCAUCAUCUAGACAUUUCUAGACUGCAUUCAUAUAGGCUAGUUUUAGACUGGUACAAAUUAUCAAUGCAGCAAACUAUUAUAACCCAUAUGUGUUUCCCUAGUUCUGAUAUUGGUUAGAUAACCUAGCAUAUCUAUAAUGUAAGAUCGGGUUAAACCAGCACAAAGUGCAGCACAUUUCUCCUAUUGAAGCCUAUAUCAUCAAUAUUGGGCAGUGGUGCCUUUGGUUUGGAACCGUGGGCACAAAGCACCUCAAUAGAUUUGGAAUUACAUGCUGACUUAUGUGCUGACUGUCUGUGCCAGCCUUUAUUCAUAUUUAUACCAGUCUAUCACUAGUAGAGGAAUUAGUGUGCCUUUACUUUAUUUAAAAGCUAUGUUGCAUCUCUCAGAAAUUCAACAAAAGACAGUGUUGCAAAGUUAAUAACUACACAAUAUUUGAAAAGUUUAGGAUGAUGGGUAUUUCAACCUAAUUUAGUGUGAAUUAUUAAUCUCGCGCAAUACUUCAAGCAAAGAAUUGCUACUCUUGGCUGUAUUGAUGAUGAUAGAUCCUGUAUGAUUUAUGUAAUUUAUUGGCUUUUAUGCCAAAUUGGAAUAAAAUGAGAAAGUACACUAAA
Molecule: messenger RNA, 4108 nt
Organism: Callorhinchus milii (elephant shark)
Lineage: Eukaryota; Metazoa; Chordata; Chondrichthyes; Chimaeriformes; Callorhinchidae
Gene: uso1
Product: USO1 vesicle transport factor
Exons: 26
Coding region: 56-2965 (969 amino acids)
Biological process (GO): intracellular protein transport; vesicle fusion with Golgi apparatus; transcytosis
Cellular component (GO): cytoplasm; Golgi membrane; ER to Golgi transport vesicle membrane
Source: RefSeq, a predicted model, not a curated record